UGGUUAAGAAGUGAAUGACGCAACACCCCUCAGGCCCACUGAGAAUCGGCCUCCCCAAGCCCGGCUCAAACGCCGCUUCCGAUUGGUCCUUACGGCCAGAGCGCCGCGCCGUGUGCUGAGGUUAACUUCCGGGCCCGAACCCCCACCCCCGGGCAAAGAUGGCGGCGGCCAGGUGCUCCAGGCUCGCGCUCCGCGGGCGGGGGCCCUCGCUGCACACUGCGGCCCAGGCCGCCGUCACGGCUCCAGAAGUGACCGGCCCCGAUGUCACGGCGGCCCCCGUGGCGCGCUACCCGCCGAUUGUGGCCUCCCUGACCGCCAAGAGCAAGGCGGCACGCCAGCGGCGAGUGGAGCGGUGGCAGGCGUCGGUGCACGCGGCCGAGUCGGUGGACGAGAAGCUGCGCAUUCUCACCAAGAUGCAGUUCACGAAGUACGUGGUUUACCCGCAGACUUUCGCCCUGAACGCCGACCGCUGGUACCAGGGCUUCACCAAGACCGCCUUCCUGUCGGGCCUGCCGCCGCCCGCCGAGCCCGCCGAGCCCGCCGAGCCCGCGCCCGCCCUGGACCUCGAGGCCCUGCGCGCCGCGGCGUGUGACGGCCUCCUGCAGGAGCACUUCUACCUGCGGCGCAAGCGGCGCCCGCCCGUCUACCGGGACCGCGAGGCUCUGGCCUCGCCCUUCCUGGAUCAGCUGGUGGCCGCCCUCGUGGGCCUGCUCAGCGCGCAGAACCCGGUGCUGGCCACCGCCGCCCUCGAUCAUAAGCGCCCAGUUCACUUUUACUGGUUGCGAGGUGAAGAAAUUAUUUCUAAGGGUCAUCGGAAAGGUCGAGUUGAUGCUUUACGAUACCAAAUAAAUGAUAAACCACACAACCAGAUUCGAAUAUCCAAACAACUCCCAGAGUUUGUGCCACUGGAUUAUUCUAUACCCAUCGAAAUCCCUGUUAUGACUUGUAAGCCAGACAAACUUCCAUUAUUCAAACGACAAUUUGAAAAUACCAUAUUUAUUGGCUCAAAGACAGCAGAUCCAUACUGUUAUGGUCACACACAGUUUCAUCUAUUACCUGACAAAUUAAAAAGGGAAAGGCUUUUGAAAAGGAACUGUGCUGAUCAGAUAGAAGUUGUUUUUAGAGCUAAUGCUAUUGCAAGCCUCUUUGCUUGGACUGGAGCACAAGCUAUGUAUCAAGGAUUUUGGAGUGAAGCAGAUGUUACUCGGCCUUUUGUCUCUCAGGGCGUGAUCACAGAUGGAAAGUACUUUUCCUUUUUUUGCUACCAGUUAAAUACUUUGGCACUGACUACGCAAGCUGAUCAAAAUAACCCUCGUAAAAAUAUAUGUUGGGGGACACAAAGUAAACCUCUUUAUGAAACAAUUGAGGAUAAUAAUGUGAAAGGUUUUAAUGACGAUGUCCUACUUCAGAUAGUUCACUUUCUACUGAACAGACCAAAAGAAGACAAAUGACAGCUGCUGGAAAACUAAGAAGAAAUAAUUGAUUCAGGUCUUCAGGAAUAUUUCAUUUUCUCUGAAGGAAAAAUAAAAGGAAUUUUAAUGA
This is a messenger RNA of Nyctereutes procyonoides (raccoon dog), 1542 nucleotides long. RefSeq names its product mitochondrial ribosomal protein S30 (gene MRPS30). Gene Ontology annotation, biological process: translation. Bases 159 to 1451 code for a protein of 430 amino acids. Gene Ontology annotation, molecular function: structural constituent of ribosome. The record is from RefSeq and is a predicted model, not a curated record. The transcript has 5 exons. Gene Ontology annotation, cellular component: ribosome; mitochondrial large ribosomal subunit; mitochondrion. Lineage: Eukaryota; Metazoa; Chordata; Mammalia; Carnivora; Canidae.